Messenger RNA from Punica granatum (pomegranate), 1287 nucleotides. The record is from RefSeq and is a predicted model, not a curated record. Lineage: Eukaryota; Viridiplantae; Streptophyta; Magnoliopsida; Myrtales; Lythraceae.
GGCCCCACUUACCUCUCCAGCAUAAAUAUACCCUUCCCCUACUUUCAACAUUACGCUUCUCCUCUUUCAUCAGAACAACAGAAACAAUCUGAUACUAAGAAAGAUGAUGAGAAACAACGAUAGAGCCAUCAUAAGAUCAAGAACAUUCCACGACCAAGCUCCCCCACCUUCCGCAUCGACUACAGCUUAUCCCCCCUCAGUCCCAAAGAGUCAGCCUACGCCGGUCCCAAACCUGGUUGAGUUCCCAACGUCCCCCCAGAGGAAGGUCGGUGAGGACAUGCUCCAUUUUGGUCACCCGCAGCACCCUUUGGCCCACAUAUACCAGCCCGACCUAUUCACAUGCUCUGGGUGCAAGGAGCACGGGGCUGGCAAGAGGUUUUCCUGCCAGCACUGCGAUUACCAGCUGCACGAAUUCUGCGCCGUAGCCCCUCAGGCACUUGAGGGCCACCCCCUCCACGUCCAGCACCAGCUCCUCUUCUACUCUAAACCAGUGAAGGGAGGGAUGACAAAAUCGAAGUGCGAGGCAUGUGGGAAGUCCAUAAAGGGCUAUGCCUUCAGGUGCGUCCCAUGCAACUUCCAGCUCCAUCCUUGCUGUGCAAUGCUCCCCCAAGAGAUCAUCUUCUCCGCCCACCCCCACACCCUCAGGCUCUUGCCCGCCCCCGCAUCAUCAUCAUCCACCACCACCGGGGCAGACCCCAGCUCUCUCUGCGGGGAGUGCAGGAGGCGGCGCCCUGGCAGGUUGUAUCGCUGCACAGCCUGCGGCUGCGACUACUGUCUCCAUGCAGUCUGCGCAAAGGUGAUAUUCAACGGUCUCUAUGAUACCGGGAUAAAGGACCCGGAGAAGAAGCAGCCCAGCGUGCUUGCAGCUGCCGCCAGUCUGGCCUCCAAGGUGGUUGCAGGGCUCUUUACGGGAAUCGCGGAGGGAGUGGGAGAAGGCGUUGGGGAUCUGAUAGUCCAGAAUAUCAUCACUGGGAGCACACUGGUGGUUCCUAAAAAGAUCGAAUACAGCUGAAAGGUACCGGCUAUGAAGUAAUAAGUACCGAACGGAAGCUAAGAUCAUCCUGAUCCAUGUAACGCUUCUGAUACAAGACAUUUCCGUGUCUUCAUACCCGAAAAUCAUAUUGCUUUCAAGUAUAUGUUGGUAUUAUAUCGAGGAUGCUGUAUCUUCUUAUAGCCGUACUUAUAGUUAUAGGGCUUGUAUGUGAUUGUGUAAUUUUUCAUUAUAUUUAAUCAUUUGUUCCUAUCAGUUAAGUUGGGCAUACAAGAAUGCUAUCAGUUUAUGAACCA